Molecule: messenger RNA, 510 nt
Organism: Prunus armeniaca (apricot)
Lineage: Eukaryota; Viridiplantae; Streptophyta; Magnoliopsida; Rosales; Rosaceae
Source: the annotation of a GenBank genome assembly
AUGGUGAAGGCAUCUGAGUUUUCUGAAGGCCAAGAUGAAGAGGAAGAUGAUGCUAGAACUGGAGAGUCUGAUUCAGUCUUCAAAAUCGUAUCGAUGAUUUACCAGAGAAUUAUAUAUAUGUAUCCAAUGCUACACAAAUUGGAAGCUAACAAUGGUAAUGGGACCAUGAAGCCUCUAAACAUUUCCAAAUCUUCAGUCUACUCAAUUAACAGAAACCCUGCUGAUUUUAACAUACCGGAAGUAGGAAUCGGGUACAUGAUUAGAGGAGAAGAAAAUUUUGGGAAGUGGAUUCCUUUUUCAAGGAGGCAUGGCAUAGUUAAAGUGGAUCAGCACAAGGAGGCAUGGCAUAGGAAACUUUUCCAAGAAAAGGCACGUGAAGUGGAUGAAGAGUCAAAUGAAAAGAUUCUUAGAACAAGAAAUGUUGAGACACACGGAGAAAUAGCGCUCAACUUGCUUGGAAAUUUUUUCCAAGAAAAGACAAGUGAAACAUUGAUUAAUGGUGGUGUAUAG